AUGUGGGUAGAGAGAUUACCACGCCUCUACGACCCAGGGCCCGAAGUGACCGUGAAUGAACAACUGCUCGCGUUCAGAGGACGGUGUCCUUUCAAGCAGUACAUGCCAAGCAAACCGGCGAAAUACGGCAUCAAGUCGUGGGUCGCGUGCGAUGCAAAAUCAAGCUACGCUUGGAAGAUGCAAGUCUACACCGGGAACCAGAUGGACGGAGUCCCGGAGAGGAACCAGGGGAUGCGCGUCGUGCUCGACGUGACAGAGGGCCUGAAGGAUCGCAAUGUCACGUGUGACAAUUUCUUCACCUCUUACGAACUCGGACGAGAGCUCAUGGCGACGAGAAACAUGACCAUGGUUGGCACCAUGCGAAAGAACAAGAGCUCCUACGCUGAAAUCAAUAACAGAAACGACGGCAAACCGACCAUCGUCCUAGAUUACAACCUGAACAAAGGAGGUGUCGACAAUCUGGAUAAGGUCAUCACGGCCUACAGCUGUAAAAGGAAGAUGGCCCGCUGGCCCCUCGUCAUCUUCAGCAACAUCGUUGACGUCUCCUCCUACAAUGCCUUUGUAAUAUGGAGAGGUCAACCCCAACUGGAUGCCGCGUAA
Molecule: messenger RNA, 600 nt
Organism: Osmerus eperlanus (European smelt)
Lineage: Eukaryota; Metazoa; Chordata; Actinopteri; Osmeriformes; Osmeridae
Product: piggyBac transposable element-derived protein 4-like
Exons: 2
Coding region: 1-600 (199 amino acids)
Source: RefSeq, a predicted model, not a curated record